GCCCCGACUUUGGCAGACGCGCGGCGCAGGGUCUCGGGCGGCGGCGGUGCGACCACGGCGGCGGACCCCGCGAGAAGGCGCAGGGACUGUAGGCGACGAACCGCCGUGUAAAGCGCCAACCCCGACGACAUGGAGCUGGCGAUGCCGCACGCGGCGGGCGGCGGCCUGCCCGCGCCGCGGCCGGCGCCAGCCGCCUUUCCCGUCAUCGACUUCGAUAUCGAGGCGUUCCUGGGCGUCGUGCAGCCGAACGAGCGCCAGCAGGUGGACAGCCUGCUGCAGGCGCCGCCGGCGUGGGUGCCGCCGCCGGCGGCGGCCGCGCUGCCGCGGGAGUCGGGCCAGACAGUGCAGCUGGACGGCCUAGCGCUGCGCAAGGCGCGGCGCAUCCUGGCGCUGCUGCCCCGCUUCAGCGACGCCGCCCUGCCGCCCGGCGUCACGCGAACCAGGGCCUUCCAGGCGCUCUUCACCUACGUGGUGGCGCAGCGGCGCAGCCGGCUGGAUGGGGACAUACUGAUCCACAAGAUGGCGAGGCAGGGCAAUGUCAGCGAACUGAUCCGGUACGCCGAGCUCAUGAUCCACUUCCGCCACGGCACCCACGUCAACACCAAGAACCGACAUGGAGAGACGCCGCUGCACGUGGUCACGUGCCCGAAGGCGGCCGAUGCGCUGCUGCAGCGUGGCGCCCGACUGGACGCGCGCGACUCGCUCGGCAACACGCCCCUCCACCUGGCGGCCCGCUUCCAGCGCGUGGACGUGCUGCAGACGCUACUGCAGCGGAUGGGCGACGACGUCAACCUGCUGGACCAGAAGAACCUGGAGGGGUACACGGCGCUCCACCUGGUGGUGAUCCACCAGCCGCAGCAGGAGCCGCACCGGCGCGCGCUGCAGCUGCUGAUCGAGUCGCGUGUCGACGUCAACGUGGCGGACGACACGGGCGGCCGAUCGCCUCUGUUCCACGCCGUGCUGCGCGGCGACGAGCCGACAGUGCGCGAGCUGGUCGAGGCCAACGCCGCCGUCAACAUGGCCGACUUCUCGGAGACGACGCCGCUGCAGGCGGCCGAGGGACCUGCUGCCUGCCAACAGCAGCCUCAUCUGCAGCAUCCUGAUGGAGCGGGGCGGCUUCAAGGUGCCGCCGGCCGACCGCGUCACUCAGUCCGGCGGCACCCCGCGCGCCCGGCGCGCCCCCAAGCGCCAGAGGCUACACUGAGCCGGCGCGGCCGGCUCCGGCCCCGGCGGGACCGGACGCGCCGGGCCCGCGGGGGGGAGGGGGAGUCGCUCGACCUCCGGGGAGGAGAUGGACGUGCGGUGUGCCGAGGCGCGUGAAAAGUGAAGCCACGUUCGUGUA
This is a messenger RNA of Pollicipes pollicipes, 1342 nucleotides long. Its product is annotated as rabankyrin-5. The record is from RefSeq and is a predicted model, not a curated record. The transcript is spliced from 7 exons. Gene Ontology annotation, biological process: cellular response to tumor necrosis factor. The coding region runs from base 130 to 1320 and encodes 396 amino acids. Gene Ontology annotation, molecular function: NF-kappaB binding. NCBI's taxonomy places the organism in Eukaryota, Metazoa, Arthropoda, Thecostraca, Pollicipedomorpha, Pollicipedidae. Gene Ontology annotation, cellular component: cytosol.